Molecule: messenger RNA, 788 nt
Organism: Galdieria sulphuraria
Lineage: Eukaryota; Rhodophyta; Bangiophyceae; Galdieriales; Galdieriaceae
Product: 20S proteasome subunit alpha 2
Exons: 2
Coding region: 55-762 (235 amino acids)
Biological process (GO): ubiquitin-dependent protein catabolic process
Cellular component (GO): proteasome core complex; proteasome core complex, alpha-subunit complex
Source: RefSeq, a predicted model, not a curated record
GAUUCAAAAGAAUUUGUCCAAACUGUAAUUUUAGCAUAUUAUUAAAAAGACUUUAUGGGAGACUCGGAUUAUUCAUUUUCUCUCACCACUUUUAGUCCUAGUGGAAAGCUAGUGCAAAUAGAAUAUGCGUUGAAUGCAGUUGCUGCAGGUGCCACUUCACUGGGGAUUCGUGCAAAAAACGGAGUUGUGAUCGCAACUGAGAAACGCAUGCCUUCCAUUCUUAUGGAAAGUCAUACUUUGGAAAAAAUUGCUUUUCUUUCGGACACUACAGGAAUGGUCUAUUCUGGCAUGGGCCCUGAUUCAAGGGUUUUGUUGCGCAAGGCUCGAAAGUUUGCGCAGACUUACUACCAAACCUAUAAAGAACCGAUGCCUGUUGUUCAACUUGUUCGAGAAACAGCUUUUGUAAUGCAAGAAUUUACACAGUCAGGAGGAGUUAGACCUUUCGGAGUUAGCUUAUUGAUUGCAGGUUACGAUGAACAAGGACCACAUCUUUAUCAGGUAGAUCCUAGUGGGUCCUUUUUUGCGUGGAAAGCUUCAGCGAUAGGGAAGAAUAUGGUUAACGCAAAGACAUUUCUUGAAAAGCGCUAUAGCGAUGAUAUGGAGAUCGAAGAUGCCGUACAUACGGCAAUCUUAACUUUGAAGGAAGGAUUUGAAGGACAGAUUACGGAACAUAAUAUUGAAAUUGGACAAGUAACGGACAACCAGAAGUUUAAGGUAUUGUCUCCUUUGGAAGUAAAAGACUAUUUGGAUGAAGUUGAAUAAAAAACCGGUCGAUUUGAAAACGGAUA